CUCAAACACAUCGAAGAUGUUACAUGUGUCUCCAUUUCUCCCAACGCAGAAUUGGUCAUGGUCGGAGACUUCCGUGGCGAGGUUCGGUUCUGGUCAAUCAAGGACACACUUUCCGCAGCAGUCCAGCUGUAUUCUUCAUCUGGCUCUUACUUCGCACACCGCAGUAAGGUGAAGUUGGGACGAAGGCUCUAUACUGAGGCCCUUUUGGACGCCCAAAAGGUUAUCGAGCUCAACCCAUCGUCUUACCUUGGGUACAAACUGAAGCAUGCAGCUCUUUAUGAAGCACGGCGCUAUGAUGACGCAAUCGAGUCCUUCAGAAUCAUGCUUUCCAAGUUGGAUGAUGCAUUAGACUCACGGAUACGACAGUUACGCAAGCAAUAUGUCAGUCCGUCUCGAGUAGAAAAUGCUAUUCAACAAGCCAUUCAUACUCACCUGGACAAUGCACCACUUCGUCUAAUCAACACCAUCACUGGGAAGAUAUGUGAUCGACAGGCACAGAUCAAUGUCUUCAAGAAAAAUACAGAAUACAAGGAGAUUUUGUCGUCGUCGAUGCUGCAUAGGCCCCUCCAAAUGGAGCCCAUCAGGGAAGCGGUUGUGAAGUACUUCAGUUGGGUCAUGUUAUCUCACAGGUGGGAAACCAAGGAACCGCACUUGCACGAAAUUCAGGACAAGGAUGUGUACACAUUACGUCCAGUUGGGAAGUUGCAGAAGUUCUGCAAAAUCGCUCACGAUGCGGGGUAUUUCUGGGCAUGGAGCGAUACAUGCUGCAUCGACCAGAAAAAUAACGUCGAAGUCCAAGAAUCAGUCAAGUCCAUGUUCGUCUGGUAUCAUAACUCAGCUCUCACCAUCGUCUAUCUAUCGGACGUUUCUCCUUCAUCAAAGUGUACACUGGCAAAGAGCGUUUGGAACACGCGAGGAUGGACUGUUCAGGAGUUCCUCGCUCCUACAGUUGUCCUCUUCUACCAAGCGGACUGGACCCUAUAUCUCGGCGACUGCUCACUCAACCACAAGGAGUCUGUCAGUAUCAUGGAGGAGUUGGAGCGUUCAACUGGUAUAAAUGCACAAGCGCUCAUUGCCUUCAGCCCGGGGAUGAGAAAUGCCCGAGAGAAACUUCAAUGGGCAUCAUGCCGUGUUACGACAUUACAGGAAGAUAUUGCAUACUCAUUAUUUGGCAUCUUUGAUGUCAACCUUCCUGUUAUGUACGGAGAGAAAAGACAAAAAGCGCUCGGACGACUCUUACAGGAGAUCAUCGCUCACUCAGGUGACAUCACAGCCCUGGACUGGGUUGGACAGUCAUCCAGCUUCAAUAGCUGUUUGCCAGCCAACAUUGCCUCAUACAGAGCCCUGCCAUGCACAAUUCCAUCUCUAUCCAAAGACGAGAUUCAGUCAUCGGUCUCCUUGCUGCGAAAUGACGUGACUCAGCAGUUGGCUUCGAAACUCUAUACCAUCCUUGACAACCUCAAUGCUCCUCGCUUCGCCAACUGCAGACUGCGCCUGCCUUGCAUCACAUUUUCACUCACAAAAGUCAAGCGGAGGGCCGGUACACCUUGCACCUAUCAUAUAAAGGCAAACGGACUCCAAGACCUGGAAAUCACAACGGCAAACACGCUGGUUGAGUUCUGGCCUGGAAAGUCCACUUCACAGAAAUUCUUAGUCAUCCGUCCGUGGAAUCGUCAUGAUCUUGGCUUGCCCGACUUUGCAGACGAGAUGCAGAACACGGAUGAUAGACCUGAAUCGCCAGAUGAUCCGCUCGGCUUAUCUCCUGCUCAAGAGGCGAACUUACUUGUUCGCCUCUUCGGCGCACUUUGGUCAGCUGAAUCGCGGUCUCACACACGAGAGUUGGGGUUGGUUGUUCGCCUUGGACAGCCUUUUAGGGCACUUUUACUGGCGCAGCAGCGGGGUGGGGAGUAUAAGAGAAUUGCUUCGGAUUGCAAUAUCAUCGCACAAGUCAGGGACGUGACUCGUGUCAAUGACAUGAUGGAUGUCAGGACGUUAGAGAUAUUGUAGUUGUAUUUUUGUUGAACGACGGGGAUCUUGUACUUAUUUUCUUCACACUUCGACAGCCCCUGCAUGGAAAAUCGUAUCGUAUUGUAUGAGUCUUUGCUAUCUCUCAGCGUUUGAGCAC
Molecule: messenger RNA, 2125 nt
Organism: Suillus discolor
Lineage: Eukaryota; Fungi; Basidiomycota; Agaricomycetes; Boletales; Suillaceae
Exons: 3
Coding region: 58-2007 (649 amino acids)
Molecular function (GO): protein binding
Source: RefSeq, a predicted model, not a curated record